Paramormyrops kingsleyae is the source of this 1610-nucleotide messenger RNA. It is a transcript of the gene arv1, whose product is annotated as ARV1 homolog, fatty acid homeostasis modulator. The record is from RefSeq and is a predicted model, not a curated record. Gene Ontology annotation, biological process: regulation of plasma membrane sterol distribution; sphingolipid metabolic process; sterol metabolic process. Gene Ontology annotation, cellular component: cortical endoplasmic reticulum; Golgi apparatus. Lineage: Eukaryota; Metazoa; Chordata; Actinopteri; Osteoglossiformes; Mormyridae.
CUGGAAGUCUGACGUGGCAGACCCACCUCCAGGUUGAGUCCAGGAAGUCGGGACUGAAGUAGCCGGCUGACAGUUGUGUACCAUGAGAAUGGAGCAGGCACCGUUUAGAUGCAUAGAGUGUAACGCAGAUGCCCAUGAACUCUACAGAGAUUACAGAAAUGGGAUUUUGAAAAUUACGAUAUGUGAAUCGUGCCGGAAGCCCGUGGACAAGUACAUUGAAUAUGACCCAGUGAUCAUUCUAAUCGAUGCAAUAUUAUGCAAGACUCAGGCGUUCCGACACAUUUUAUUCAAUACCAAAAUAAAUAUUCAUGGGAAACUGUGUGUUUUCUGCCUGCUCUGUGAGGCGUAUCUGAGGUGGUCGCAGCUACCAGGCUCUGAAAAGACUGUUGACCCGGCGGAUAUCAUCCGAUAUACCAAAGAAUGGGAUUUUUAUGGGAUGUUCAGUUUGGCAGCCCUGGAGCUGGGUGUCUUCCUCGGAGGCGUGCUCGCGUUCCUGUGGCUCCUGCAGCGGCUUCGAAGGGCCGACCUGAAGCCGCAGUUGCUGUUCGAAGCCCUGUUGCUCUCCUGCUAUGGCAAGCUGCUGCUUAUACCCGCUGUCAUAUGGGAGCAUGAUUACUCACCCUUAUGUUUCGGGCUUAUUAGACUCUUCGUGCUCGCCUCCAACUCCCAGGCUAUUCGAGUUAUUUUGAACAUCAGCAGGAGGCUAGCUGUCAUGGCGGUGUUCUUUGGUUUGCUGCUGGAAACUGGUAUGGCUAAAAAGAUCCACAAUCUGCUGUGAAGCAUAGAGGAACCCCUUUGGUUCUGGCGUUUGGACCCACCUCUCCUGUUCAAGGCUGGACCUGCAAAGACACUUGAGUCGGCCCCGUGGCAAUGUUCUCAAAAUAUUGUGGCAGAGACUUAGUUGACCGGAGUUAAUAAGCGCUGGAGCACUUGGUAUUAUUUAAGAAGUAUCACAUUUUUUGUGCCCCUUAAAAAAGAUGAAUGUAUUUAGCUAGCGUAGGGGAAAUUUUGUAACAUUUGUGUGGAAUUUAAAGAUUAAACAAUAUGUCGAUUGAUGAAAUUCAUCUGACAUAACACGUUUUUAAGCAGUUUAUUACUAAAUAUUAUUACAAGAAGCAACUUAACUUUGCCAAUAUGGAGGAAAAGAACUGCCCAACACUGAAUCGUGGGACAGCACAACCAGCAUGGAAGGAUAGAAAUGUGGAAUGACAGAAUGAUUUUCAACACCUGUGAUGUAACAUAUCCCAUUCGGCCAUUUUAAGGCUUUGCUUAGAGGUGACACCAGAGGCAAUGAGAUAUGUCUGAAGCCCAAGCGCCUGCAGAAUGAUUUAUUAUCUUAAAAUCUGAAUGUGCUACUUAAUAAUCUGAUGAUACUUACAUAUGUCAUAUUUUAGUUGUCAGUGGUUAUACCAUCCAUCCAUUUAAUAAUUUAUGAAUUUCAGCUUAACGGUGAGACUUUAUUUUAUAUAAACAGUAAAAAUAGUUUAAACCAUGGGCAAAGAAUUGUUGGCAAGUGUUUAUUGAGCCAGUGUAUGAAAUACUAAAGGAUUUUUUUCAGUUUUUUGUUAAUGUUACUUUGAGAUUUUUAAUAAAGUUUUUUUUUUUCUCUC